Messenger RNA from Talaromyces proteolyticus, 1054 nucleotides. RefSeq lists its product as uncharacterized. The coding region runs from base 32 to 1054 and encodes 340 amino acids. The record is from RefSeq and is a predicted model, not a curated record. The transcript has 3 exons. Lineage: Eukaryota; Fungi; Ascomycota; Eurotiomycetes; Eurotiales; Trichocomaceae.
CAUAAACCCUCACGAUCCUGAAGGCCCGUGUAUGGGAUGUAUCAAGCUAGCGUCGUCCUUCUCUGGACACCGGUGUGUUCGCUGGAGAGUUGCAAAGCUGUCAUUGUGUCGAGACCAGUCGGCUCCCUGGCCUGAUUGGACCAAGAGAUACAACAGCAUGGAAGCGAAGAACAUAACUAACUGGGCUAACGACGAGAUUAGGAUUCUCCAGUGUUCUCACAAGAUAAAGGACUCUAACUACACUCUGUAUGUCAGGAAGUUCGUCCCCAUCGCAGGUGACAUGCUUUGUGAAACUUGGUUUGAUGAGACUGUUGGCGAGUUCAAGAAACAUGAUAUAGAACCAUAUGCGGUGGUCGAAAUGGAGGGUUUGGAGCGGGAAAUGCAACGAUAUGUUAAUGAGAAUAUCAGACAAUUCAUUAUUGGAAUUGUGGGUCUAUCAGAUGAGUUACUGUGGAAGACCUAUGAGAUGGCAUUGAAGCGUUGUUCGGACAACCGCGUGGCAAGUUCCUCUCAGCACGAUCCCUCGCCCGAUAUCCCCGACAUGCCAGAAGACAUUUGCGGCGAUGAAAAGAUUACAAAAAUGAUUGACGAUGAAUCCAGCCCGUACAAUGGAACUUAUCCCUUAGCUCCAGUGAUAUACGCCCAGGAAGAAACUGUACUACUCACUAAGAUCCAGAGACCUCUGCAGCAGCGAGUGAUUACCGACUUGGAUGCUUUGAUGAAAGCUAAUAAGAGAGAGAAUUGGUUCACAAUCUAUCUCACGCUAUUCAUCCUUCUUCACAGUUGUUCUCUUACCUCGAGGCGUGAUGAAGAGUUUGCGGUGCAGAUGAAACUCGGAACUCAAUUUGUAAAUCCAGAAGCCAUAUAUUACAACCAGACUGGUGUGACCGAACUCAUCAAGGAAUUCCACCUCAAGAAUAAAGGUGGAGUUCCCUUCAACAUGGCUGGGGAUCCAUCAAAACAUAGCGAGUUAGCGGCUGCUGCUAAAUUGGAAGCAGAUCAGAUUCAAUUCCUUGCGGAAACCUCAUUUUGGGUGUCACAAAGAGGUAAAUAA